Molecule: messenger RNA, 4375 nt
Organism: Lytechinus variegatus (green sea urchin)
Lineage: Eukaryota; Metazoa; Echinodermata; Echinoidea; Temnopleuroida; Toxopneustidae
Exons: 15
Coding region: 44-4375 (1443 amino acids)
Biological process (GO): developmental pigmentation
Cellular component (GO): cytoplasm
Molecular function (GO): protein binding
Source: RefSeq, a predicted model, not a curated record
GUGCAUCUACUUCUGCCUGACUGUGCAUUGAAGUCAACUGACUAUGGAUAGCCCUGUGCGUGCUAGUGUUCGUACAUCGGAAGACGACAGGACCUCACACAUCUUCACCGAUCUGAGGUCACAUGACGACCUCUUACUUCCUGUCCAAGGGUCAAAGAGGUUAAAGUACACAUGUAUUACUUGCUGUCGUCAGUACAUAGCACUGGGAUCAUCACAUGGCGGUCUCUAUAUCUUCCAGAGGGAUACACUCAAAUACUUGAUGCAGAUUGGUAACAAGGAAGGACUCACAAAAGCUCUUUUCUCUCCAAAUGAAAAAGUGAUCGGCUUGGCAACAAGUGGAGGAGCGGUCAUCGCAUGGCAGCUGAACAUUUCCUCAAGGCAGAAGGCAGAGAGACUGGUCGCUACACAGACCCAUCGUAAUCACACAAUCACCAGUCUCUGCUGGGAUGGGGCGGGGCUGAGACUAUUCUCCGGAGAUGACAGAGGGCGCAUCACUGUCACAAAUACAGAUAGCAGUAAGCCAUCAGGCCUCUUCAAGUUCCAGUCAGAGUUGGUUGUUGAUGUCGACUCUAGCGUCGUUCAGAUGGACUUCGCCGAAGAGAGACUUCUGAUCUCUACUCUGACGAGGUGCUACUUAUGCGACCCUAAAAAGCGACUCUCUUUCCAGAUUGGUUCAAAACUAAGAGAUGGUGCUUAUGGAGCUUGUUUUUUUAAUAAGAUUGGAAGUGAGAAGCCCUCUAUCUUUUGUGCAAGGCCAGGGAGCAGGCUGUGGGAGGCCAGUACACUUUGUCAAGUGCUCAACACCCAUCAGUUCAAACAGCUUCUAGCUACACCCCCGCUUCCAGUCAUGGGGAAAGGACGAGAAGUGAAAUUCUCAUCUGAUGACACCAAGCAUCCUCCCCAGUCCCUGGCUUUCCCUAUACUGCGUCCUCUCGGCAAUCAUUUCUUGGUGACGUGGAAUAACCGUGGAGUCUUUGUCUUUGAUCCUGUCAAAGUAAAUGUCCUGUUUUGGACAAAUGAUAUUUCAGGUUUAUCAGAUGUGAGUGUGAGCAAGAGCUCCCUCUACUGUUUACACAACGACGGCCGCAUUCGCAAGUACACACUCCAAACCAUCCCCCGCUGUGCUGCCUCUCUCUACCAACAAAGCCUGCUGGUCCAGUGCUCUCGACUAGUCUUGCGAUUCCAGGCACAGUUCCAGCACUCCCGUGCCAGGCACCACAUGCCGCCACGAGUCCUGCACGAGUUGGCCAUGCGUGUGGCUGCGGAGGAAUCUAUCUUGGGCAGUGAAGUCGAGGAGCUUGCAGUGUCUGUUGAGAAGAAGAUGGUGGAUGUGUUGUCGAGGGCGAGCAGUCGGAGGAGUAGCUUUGAUUCCUACGACGGAAUGAAAUUGCAGUCCGGGAUCUACGUUGUCAGGAAGCGACUUGACAGCGAAUGCUCUGAUGACCUUCCUCUCGGGUAUGAUGCUCAUAUGGAGAGACUUCAAGGAAGCCUAGAAUGGACCAAUCAGGAUACGAUCCAAGAGACCAGUCUAACCAUGGUAGGACAAGAAUCAAGGGAUGCAACUCAGAACGAUACUAUCAACUCAGAAAUCAGAGACAAGGGAAGAGAACAUACCGUGGUCAAAGACAAGAACCUUGAGGAAGAAACCAGCAGCAGCGAUGCUGUCAUGGUAGACAUUGCUUUGGGUGAACAGAGUGGAUCUGUGCAGGACGCAGUGGACAGGCAAGUCAUUAGAGAGAAUGGACUUUGUUUGGCAGAAGUGGAUGUUUCAGGUGAAGGCUGUGUUGCGGAGGAGGAAAAUAGCAAUGUUGUUGAUUGUCAUAAGGUCAUAGAACACCAAGAGCAAUGGGACGUUGAGUCUGCUGCUGAAGAAGCAAAGGAUAUAAGCAGCAACAAGGUGGACACAUCGGAAAGAAUUACCGAUGCAACAGACCCUGGAAUGAACGCUCUGAGCCCUUUAGAUAGUAGUCAUUUAGACUCAAGUGAACCUUCAUUGGAUAUUAGGGAACAUUCCUCUGAGGAGCAUGAUUCUUGGACUCAUUCUAAUGAGAGUAACGUAUGUUCUGAUGAAAUAGAAGCUCCACGGGGGAAGGGUUUCUGGAAACAAGACGCGGAGAAGGUAGGAUCUGUGACGAAUACAGAUGGCCAGAUCCAGGUCCAAAGCAAUUCCAUGGACAUGGAUCCAUCCAGUACUGCAAAUCAAACCAUUCUCACAGACAUAGAGGAACCUGAGGAACUUCCAAUUGAAGUGCAAGGUGAGGAAGAAAGUGGCCAGGUGAUGAUGGAUGAUCUGACUGAGAGCGAUAGGUCACAUCAGGGUCAGAUGCUGCAAGAGAAGGGUAAAGCUUUAGACAUUACUGAGGAUGAAGAGGUCCUCGUAGGUGAUUGUUCUCAAGAGGAGCAUGGUAAAACCAGUGGCCCAGGAGCAGAUUCUGAAGAAGCCGUGAAAGAAUUGGAAGCAAGGACUCAAGAUGCAAUUACAGUAGGAGGAAUUUCGUUUGAACAACUUGCGAUCAGAAGCAGUGGGGUGGACAAGCCUGUGGGUAUAUCUGAAAGCAAUCAAAUGGAAUCUUUAACGAGUAACUCAGAGGAUAAUCACAACCUGAAGUUGGAAGGUUCUGACCUACAGAAAGACUCAAAGACUGACUUAGAUGAUAUUCAUUUGUCUGAGCUGAGAGACAAGGAUGUCUGUAUAGAGGAGACUGCAAAGGAAGCAGAAGACAUUGAAAACCAAAGAUAUGCAACAGGUGCUGAAGCAGGAGAAACCAAAGAAUCGUUAAGUGUAAACACAACCAUAUUACCGGACGUGUGCCUUUUGAGUAAAGAAAUCAAAGCAAAUGAUGAACCUGAGGAAGUCCAAUUUCAGGAAGUAAUGAACCAUACAACAGGAGAGGAAUUGCACCAUUCCAGACUGGAUGAGAAUGUGAGUAAGAUCAACCAAGAAAGCAUUUCAGUUGAUGUGUCUGGGUUUGGGCUGGAUGUGUCUGGUUUCGGGCUUAGCCCAUCGGAUGACUCCUUUCCCUCUUCCACAAGUGAGGUAGAAGAGACCCUUCCUCAAAACCAAAGCUGUCAUGUCCUAGCGCAUUCCGUUGGAAAUGCGAAUACACCUCAUCAGAGAGAAGACAUUGCUUGUCUUGGUGAAGAAUCUGAUCAAUCUGUUUCUAAUGAUGACGAUCUUGUUCAGGAUAACCUCGCUUCAGUCAGUGUCACUGUGGUGAAACCAGUUGACCAAUCAGAAGAAUCUUGCAGUAGACCUCUCAAGUUGAGGCAUUCCCCGGACCACCCAUCAAUUGAUGACAGCAUCCUUUCAACGUCUUACACCUCCAAAGACUCCAGCGUUGACAGCUCGUUUAGCUUAUCAAGCACCACAGAGUCAACCAUGUCACCGCUUUCAAUUCAGAUUCCCGAUGCUUCAAGGAAAUCCAGUUCAGCCGAGAACCUGGAGAUUGUCAUUGAGGAUUAUCUUGAGAUGGAGGAAGGAGAUGCCCAGUUUCCAGAUGCUGAAACGGAACUGAUCAAGUCUGUAACAAGGAGCCAGUACACCCAGCGAGAGAGUAAGGUGAACAUCGACCGAUCGCAGAGUCUGGAGAAACUUCCUGAGGAAUCGUCGGGAAGGCAAACCCCAUCGGAAUCUCCUAAGCGGAAAAAGACGAAGAGUAGGGUGAUUGAUAUCACCGCAACAGUUUCAAGGAAGCCGUCCCCUCUACAGUCCCCAGUCCCUGGUUCUGUCCUUUACCGACCGACAAGUCUACCAGACCUCUCCCCCCAUUCCUCAUCCCAGCCUCGCUCCAUCAAAACGACCCCUUCACCCACCAUCCCUUCCCCAGCUUUGUCUCCCAAGAAGGAAGCACAGAGACCCUCGCCGGUAAGCUCCACCCUGCCGUCCCCCAACGUGAUCAUAGCCGCAGCGUCGGGGUUACCUCAUUCAAGUGGAUUGAUGGAAACGCAGCAGAUUAUCUUGAACUCUACUGCUCAGAUUAAUCUCAAAUCUGUCAAAGACAGCCUCGCCUCCAAAUUAACCAAGACCAAGACCUUCCUCCAGUCCAUCGGCGACAGCAACCCCCUCUCACCCAAGGAAGAGGAGCGUUCUGCACCCCCUCUCCAGCCACGCCCUUCCCCCUCCUCGAGCCCCAUCUUGGCCAGUCCCACACACAGGAAAGUGUCCUCCUCAGCGAACCAGCACAAGGAGAUUGCCUUUCAGCAGUCUACUGAGAGGUUCCAGCCUCCGCCGGGAACUUCACCUUCGCCUGGAGCUUGUUCACCUGAUAAUGGGGGAUUUUCACAAGAGAGUGAAGAAAUCGAAAUUGAUUCCAGGCUCGAUGAUGUGAUUGAAGCUACAAAGACCGCUUGCAAGCAAAUCUCAGAAUACCCUUAG